CACUUGCCAUCCAACGCAGGGCGCGCCCCGCAAUCCACUCUCACACACCAACCAUCCUCUUCCUAGGUGCUGCGCGAACAUAAUAGCAGCAGAAUCUUCGAAGUGUAGAUUCAAUCGUCGCUGCACGCCACUCUACGGCAUCAUUCACAGCACCUAAACGCGCGCAGCGAAGAAGACGCGACAACACCGGCAUCAUGGCGCAAAACCCCAACAACCUCGCGCAGUUCAAAUAUGCGGCGAUGUCCAACCUGGUCCUCCAGGCGGACCGUCGAUUUACUUCGCGCCGCCCAGAUGAACACACCGGCGACCCAGAAUCGCUCGCUGGUCGCAUCAACAUUCGGGAUAUGGGAGGGCGGACGGCGCAGGACAGAGCGCCCACACAAGCAAAGAAGCCCAAAGGGUUAGGCGUCGAGCGCGGCAGUCUCACAGAGGGUGGCGAUGUGCUUGAACGCGAGCAGCGCAAGCGAAAGAGGGACGACGGGACAAGCGCUUUUGGAGCCACAGCCGCUGCAGACUUCAACAUCGAAGGCCUGCGCUACAGACCGCGGACGCCAGCGACACGCAACACGUUCGAGCUCAUCACAACCAUUGUGAGCAAGGCCCUCGGCGAUGUUCCCGUGUCGACCACCAGGAGUGCCGCAGAUGCGGUCCUCGAAUACCUGAAGGACGACACCAUGAAGGAUUUCGACAAGAAGAAAGAGGUGGACGACCUCCUCGGCAGCUCAAUGGGCGCGAAAGAGUUCAACGAGCUGGUCAACCUGGGUAAGAAGAUCACGGACUACGACGCCCAGGACGACGACGAGGACGGCGACGAGGCAAUGGGCGACGCUGAUGGCGCUGAAAAUGACGAUAAUCAGGGUGUGGCCGUUGUGUUCGACGACGAGGAGGACGACGAAGAGGCCCAGAAUUUCGAAGUCCGCGAUGCCGAUACCUCAGACGAGGAAGACGAGCAGGAAACAGCUGCCGAGCAGAUUGGAAUUGACGAGGAGAAUGCGGACAGAGGCUUCGCAGACACAGAAGAGAUGAUCAUACAAGGCGAAACAGCUGCCUCGUCAGAUCGAAAAGACACCAACGAACUGAUACCCGCACACGAGAUCGACGCGUACUGGUUACAACGGCAGAUUGGCGCAGUCUACGACGAUGCGCACACACAGCAAGAGAAGACGCGGGACGCAUUGCAGAUCUUGGCUGGUGUCGGCGAUGAUGGCGAGGAGAAGGAUCUGCGCGAGAUCGAAAACGACUUGAUGGAUCUCUUCGAUUACGAGCAUCCGGAGCUCGUUGGAAAACUCGUCAAGAACAAAGACAGAGUUGUCUGGGUGACACGGUGGAGACGUGCCGCUGAGGACAACGACGAGCGAACGGCUGUCGAGCGGGAGAUGAAGGCUGCGGGCCAGUCACAGAUUCUUCGGGAGCUGCAAGCAAGAGAGACAGGUGUCAAGGAAGAGGAUGCAGGACAGGGCAAGAAGCAGAUGAACAUCAAGAUCAAGAGCGAAUUGGACUCGAACGAUGUGGACAUGGAAGAUGCGCCAAAGCCUGACGGUAUCGUGGGUGGGUUGCACCCCAACAGCCGUUUGGUGAACCUCGAGAACAUCGUGUUCGACCAGGGCAACCACCUCAUGACCAACCCCAGCGUGAAGCUGCCGCAAGGUUCGACAAGAAGGCAGUUCAAAGGCUACGAAGAGAUCCACGUCCCUGCACCGAAGGCCAAGCGUGACCCAAAUGAGCGAUUAAUCCCCACCUCUGAACUGCCAGAUUGGGCACGCGUAGGCUUUGGAAGUUCCAAGUCGCUCAACCGUAUUCAGACGAAAUGCUACCCCACAGCGUUCAAUGACGACGGCAACAUGCUCAUCUGCGCUCCUACCGGUUCUGGAAAGACAAACGUUGCCAUGCUGGCUAUGCUUCGAGAGAUCGGCAAGCACCGCAACCCGGAGACUGGCGAAAUCGCGCUCGACGACUUCAAGAUCAUCUUCAUAGCUCCUCUCAAGGCUCUGGUCGCUGAGCAAGUCGGUAACUUCGGCAAACGUCUUGAACCCUACGGCAUCAAGGUCUCCGAACUUACUGGUGACCGUCAACUGACAAAGCAGCAAAUCGCCGAAACCCAGAUUAUUGUUACGACUCCCGAGAAGUACGAUGUCAUCACGCGCAAGGCCACCGACACCAGCUAUAUCAACCUCGUCAAGCUUAUUUGUAUCGACGAAAUCCAUCUGCUCCACGACGAGCGCGGUCCAGUUGUUGAGAGCAUUGUCAGCAGAACUCUCCGCCGCAAUGACCAAACGGGUGACGCCGUUCGUAUCGUCGGUCUCAGUGCCACACUGCCCAACUACCGAGAUGUCGCAAGCUUCCUCCGCGUUGACCCUGAUAAGGGUCUUUUCCACUUCGACGGCACGUUCCGACCUUGCCCGCUGAAGCAGGAGUUCAUCGGUGUCACAGACAAGAAGGCCAUCAAGCAAUUGAAGGCUAUGAACGACGUCUGCUACACAAAGGUUCUCGAGCAAGUCGGCGAGCACCGAAAUCAGAUGCUCAUCUUCGUUCACUCGCGAAAGGAGACAGCCAAGACCGCAAAGCACAUUCGCGACAAAGCGCUGGAGGAAGAGACAAUAGGCAAGAUUCUGAGAUCAGAUGCCGCUAGCCGGGAGAUCUUGAGAGAGGAGUCUGAGUCUGUACAGAACGCCGACCUCAAGGAUCUCAUGCCCUACGGUUUCGGUAUCCAUCACGCCGGUAUGUCGCGAGCGGACCGUUCGACAGUCGAAGACCUAUUCGCCGAUGGCUCCAUUCAAGUCUUGGUCUGUACAGCAACCUUAGCCUGGGGUGUCAACCUGCCGGCCCACACCGUCAUCAUAAAGGGCACACAAGUCUACUCGCCUGAGAAGGGUAGUUGGGUUGAGCUCAGCCCACAAGAUGUGCUGCAGAUGCUGGGUCGUGCCGGCCGUCCGCAGUUCGACACGUAUGGUGAAGGUAUUAUCAUCACAACGCAGGCCGAGAUCCAGUACUAUCUGUCCCUUCUGAAUCAGCAGCUGCCCAUUGAGUCGCAACUCGUCAGCAAGUUAGUCGACAAUCUGAACGCUGAGAUCGUAUUGGGCAAUGUCCGUAAUCGAGAUGAAGGCGUGGACUGGCUAGGCUACACUUACCUCUUCGUUCGCAUGCUGCGAUCUCCAGCUCUUUACCGCGUUGGCCCGGAGUAUGAGAACGACACGGUCUUGGAACAAAGGCGAGUGGAUCUCGUCCAUGCAGCGGCACAUAUCCUCGAGAAGUGCAGCUUGAUCAAGUACGACAGGAAGACCGGAGCGUUGCAACCCACCGAGCUUGGAAGGAUUGCGUCUCACUACUACAUCUCGCACAACUCGAUGAUGACUUACAACCAACAUAUUCAGCCAGGCAUCACCGCCAUUGAGCUGUUCCGGGUGUUCGCCUUAAGUGAGGAGUUCAAGUACAUCCCCGUCCGUCAGGACGAGAAGCUCGAACUCGCCAAGCUCCUCGGCCGCGUGCCUAUCCCCGUCAAGGAAGGCGUCGAGGAAGCUCAAGCAAAGAUCAACGUUUUGCUACAGGCCUACAUAUCGCGUCUUAAACUGGAGGGCCUUGCCCUUAUGGCCGAUCUCGUGUACGUCACACAAUCCGCGGGCCGCAUCCUCCGCGCCAUCUUCGAGAUCUGUCUCAAGAAGGGUUGGUCGCAGGUUGCAAAGCUGGCCCUCGACAUGUGCAAGAUGGCAGAGAAACGUAUGUGGCCAACUAUGACACCACUGCGACAAUUCCCCACCUGCCCGCGCGACAUUGUACAGAAGGCCGAGCGCAUUGAUGUUAACUGGUCGAGCUACUUCGGACUUGACCCACCUAGCAUGGGCGAGCUUUUGGGCAUGCCCAAGGCCGGAAAGGUCGUGUGCCAGCUCGUUGAGAAGUUCCCACGCCUCGAGAUCGAAGCGACACCUCGACCAAUCACAAGGUCAUUGCUGAAGCUGGAACUUGCGAUCAGACCGGACUUUGUCUGGGACGAUGCCCUUCAUGGAGCGUCAGAGGCCUUCUGGAUCCUUGUCGAGGACUGCGAUGGUGAGCAGAUCUUGUACCACGACCAGUUCAUCCUCCGCAAGGACUACUCCCAUGGCGAAAUGAACGAGCACCUGGUCGAACUGACAGUACCAAUUGACGAGCCAAUGCCGCCAAAUUACUUCAUCACUGUCCUGUCAGAUAGAUGGAUGGCUUCGGAGACCAAGCUCGCGGUCUCUUUCCAGAAGCUGAUCCUGCCAGCAAAAUUUCCCGCUCACACACCGAUCCUCGACUUGCAACCCUUGCCUGUCUCAGCACUGAAGCGAAAGGAGUACAUGACUCUGUAUCAGGAUAUCAACCGCUUCAACCGAGUCCAAACACAAGUGUUCAACUCGUUGUACACGACUGACGACAACGUUCUCGUUGGAGCGUCGGCAGGCAUUGGCAAGACCUUUUGCGCUGAGUUCGCUAUCCUAAGGCACUGGGCUGGCGAUGCGGAGGGUCGCAUAGUAUACCUUGCGCCCUCCCAGGAACUUGUCGAUAAUCAGUACAAGAAUUGGAACGCACGCUUGUCCGGUCUUGGUGGAGGCAAGGAUGUUGUCAAGCUUACAGGCGAGACCACAGCAGAUUUGCGACUUCUCGAGAAGGGUGAUCUCAUCCUCGCUACCCCGUCGCAGUGGGACUCUCUGUCGCGUCAGUGGCAGCGAAGGAAGAACGUCCAGACCGUUGCACUUCUGAUCGCUGACGAGCUGCACAUGCUGGGUGGUGCCAACGGACAUGUCUACGAGAUUGUAGUCUCUCGUAUGCAAGCCAUGGCAGCCCAGCUCGAGUCCAAGCUGCGCAUUGUAGGUCUCAGUGUCUCCCUGGCCAAUGCACGAGACAUAGGAGAGUGGAUCGGCGCCACUAAACACACCAUCUACAACUUCAGCCCAGGCGUACGCUCAGUACCCCUUGAGCUGAAGAUCCAGACCUUCACCAUCCCCCAUUUUCCAUCAUUAAUGAUGGCGAUGGCUAGGCCAACCUACUCAGCCAUCACACAGAUGUCGCCAGACAAGCCAGCAAUGGUUUUCGCGCCGAAUCGCAAGCAAACCCGCUCUUCUGCUUCUGAUCUGUACGCCGCUGCUGUUGCGGAUGAUAACGACGAUCGCUUCCUCAACACAGCUUUGGAAGAGAUCCAACCUAUCCUCGAGAAGAUCAACGAGCAAUCGCUUGCUGAGUCGCUGACACAUGGUAUUGGAUACUUCCACGAGGCGCUCAACUCUUUUGACAAGAAAGCUGUGCAGCAUCUGUUCAAAGUCGGCGCCAUUCAGGUUCUGAUUGUCUCACGAAACUCGUGCUGGGAGAUCGACAGCAGCGCCCAUCUGGUCGUUGUUCAAGGCACGCAGUUCUUCGAGGGUCGCGAGCACCGAUACGUCGACUACCCCAUCAGCGAGAUCCUUCAGAUGUUCGGCAAGGCCGGCAGGGUCGGACAAGACAAGUCGGCAAAGGGUGUUCUCAUGCUGCCCGCGGUCAAGCGCGAUUACUUCAAGAAGUUCUUGAAUGAGGCGCUGCCGAUCGAGAGCCAUCUGCAUGAUUACCUGCACGAUGCAUUUGUUGCUGAGAUCAGUGCGAAGACGAUCGAGUCAACUCAGGAGGCUGUCGACUGGUCGACGUAUACCUGCUUCUACCGCCGUCUCCUGGCCAAUCCCAGCUACUACAAUCUCCAUGACACCUCGCACGAGGGUCUCAGCGCUCACUUGUCAGAGCUGGUCGAGCAGACGCUCAAGGAACUGGCGGAAGCCAAUCUGAUCGAGCACGACGAAGACGAGGACUCGAUCACACCUCUCAACCCCUGCAUGAUCGCCGCCUACUACAACAUUUCCUUUAUCACCAUGCAGACACUGAUGAUGUCGCUCAACGGGCGCACCAGCCUCAAGGGCGUCCUCGAAAUCAUCACUGCGGCCACCGAAUUUGAAGACAUCCAAAUCCGGCGACACGAAGAUCACAUCCUGCAGCGCAUCUACGACCGCGUGCCCUACAAGAUGGGCGAGCCCAAUUUCGAAACCCCGCACUUCAAGGCCUUUGUCCUGCUCCAGGCCCACUUCUCCCGCAUGCAGCUCCCCAUCGAUCUCGCCAAGGACCAGGAAAUCGUUAUCCGCAAGGUGCUCAACAUUCUCAGUGCAUCCGUUGAUGUGCUCUCCUCUGAGGCCCAUCUCAACGCCAUGUCUGCGAUGGAGCUGAGCCAGAUGGUUGUCCAGGCUAUGUGGCAGAAGGACAGCCCGCUCAAGCAGAUCCCGCACUUCGACGCGUCGACCAUCAAAGCCGCGAACAAGUUCGAGAUCAACGAUGUCGACGACUUCAUUAACGCCAUGGACGAGGACGAGAACCCGGAUCACAAGGCACUGAUCAAGGCGCUCGAUGUCGACCAGCGCCAACUCGCCGACAUCGCCAACUUCACAAACAACUACUACCCCAACAUCGAACUCGAGCACGAACUCGUCGACCCGCAGGAUAUCGCGAGCAAUACCCCCGCACAGCUCAGGGUGCGCAUCACGCGCAACAUCGACGACGACGACGAGCUCAAGACAGACGUCCACGCGCCCUUCUACCCGGGCGAGAAGAGCGAGAGCUGGUGGCUCGUGGUCGGCGACCAGAAGGAGAACGCUCUCCUGGCGAUCAAGAAGGUUACUAUCCCAAGGAAACUGGAGACGAUGCUCGAGUUUACGCUUGAGAAGCCGGGCAAACAUGAGCUCACGCUAUAUCUUGUGUCAGACUCGUAUCUUGGCGUUGAUCAGGCGCCGACGUUCAAGGUGGAUGCCGCAGAGGGUAUGGAGGAGGACAGCGAGGGAGAAGAGGAGGAAGAGUAAGAGUAGAUGGGAUGUAUAUUUUGAAUCGGCUUUGCAACGGUCGAGGCGUUCGAAGGGUUUGUUUUUGUAGUAUAGCAUUUGUCUGUCAUGUCGAAAAGUUCAAGACAUUACUCGUUUGAGAACCU
Molecule: messenger RNA, 6949 nt
Organism: Didymella exigua CBS 183.55
Lineage: Eukaryota; Fungi; Ascomycota; Dothideomycetes; Pleosporales; Didymellaceae
Product: pre-mRNA splicing factor
Exons: 1
Coding region: 195-6824 (2209 amino acids)
Cellular component (GO): nucleus
Molecular function (GO): ATP binding; ATP hydrolysis activity; nucleic acid binding
Source: RefSeq, a predicted model, not a curated record